Molecule: messenger RNA, 1674 nt
Organism: Nothobranchius furzeri (turquoise killifish)
Lineage: Eukaryota; Metazoa; Chordata; Actinopteri; Cyprinodontiformes; Nothobranchiidae
Gene: mtx2
Product: metaxin 2
Biological process (GO): mitochondrion organization
Cellular component (GO): SAM complex; cytoplasm
Source: RefSeq, a predicted model, not a curated record
AGACUGCCUGUGCACCGGGGGACAUCAAAUGCGGGCGGAACCAUAGAGAACAACACUUGUCCUUAACCUGACAUGAAACACAAGUCGAGUAAUAAUCGCUGUCUGUAAUUACAGUUUAGCAAUAAUAGUGUUAUACAGCACCAUGUCUCUGGCAGCGGAGGCUUUCGUGUCGCAGUUGGCAGCUGCUGAGCCUUGGCCUGAAAAUGCAACCCUGUACCAACCCCUGAAGGAAGAUCAGAUCCUGCUCUCAGACCAUGCGUCGUCUCUUGCUGUGCAGGCCUAUCUCAGGAUGUGCGGUCUACCUGUGCAGGUGCUUUGCAGAGUGAACUCAGAAUUCAUGUCGCCAUCUGGGAAAAUUCCCUUCAUCCAUGUAGGGAACCAGGUGGUUUCAGAACUUGGUCCGAUAGUGCAAUUCACCAAAGCUAAGGGUCACUCUCUGAGUGACGGCUUGGACGACGUUCAGAGAGCUGAGAUGAAAGCUUACAUGGAGCUUGUUAACAACAUGCUGCUCACUGCCGAGUUAUACAUCCAGUGGUGCGAUGACGCUACAGCGGCAGAGAUCUCACGUCCCAGGUACAGCAGCCCUUACUCCUGGCCUCUCAGUAAAAUCCUGGCCUAUCAGAAGCAGUGGGAGGUGCGCAGGAAGAUGAACGCCAUCGGCUGGGGAGGGAAAACGCUUCAGCAGGUUUAUGAAGAUGUGAGUCAGUGCUGCCAGGCGCUCUCUCAGAGGCUGGGGAUGCAACCGUACUUCUUCAACAAACAGCCCACAGAGCUGGAUGCACUGGUGUUUGGUCACCUCUUCACCAUACUGACCACCAGACUGACCAGCAGUGAGCUGGCAGAGCGGGUGAAGAGCUACAGCAACCUGCUGUCCUUCUGCAGACGCAUCGAGCAGACUUACUUUGAAGACAAGAGCUCAUGAAGGCCCGAUAAAUGACCUCGCCCUGUACAUUCUGCAUUUCCGUCUCUCAUUCCCCUGACUGUAGCACACAGCCCCCUAAAACUGCCCAUUUGAAAUAUUCUCUCCUUUUGCUUCCUGCCUGAACGUCGCAUGCAGCUUGAGAGAUGAUAGUUAUUUUAAGACAUGAGAAAAUGUUUUUUAUUAAAGUCACUGCAGAUAAAAGAAAGUCCACGAAAUGACAUUUAUUGCCAAUUAACAAGGUAUAUAUGUCGCCUCUAAUAACGAGUUCCAGAGAAUCAUCGAAUGUAGAGCCGAUGGGAGCAGAUGUCGUAGUUUAGACUGAUUGGGUUUUUGAGUUGAAUGGAUGCUCUGUGAAACAGUCAUUUGCAUAUUUAUUUACAGUCUACCUUUCCACCAGUUGCAUUCUUAGGUUGCUGGAAGAUUUUUUUUUUGAGCCACGUUUGGAACGGUAGGCGUAUGAAUUUCACAGCUGUGCAACACGACCAACUUUCAGAGGGCAGAACUCCACUUGACCCCAGUUUGAGGUCAAACCGUGCACAUUUUAUUUUUCUCCUGGGGCGCUUAGAAGCUUGUAAGAAAUGCAGAACAGCGUUGGCAAACCCAGAGCUGCUUUUGUCUUCUAUUGUACAAAGAAACUAAACGGGAACAUAGUGAUGAUGGUGUGAUUUAAAUGUUUUUCCACUUUGUUUUCCUUAUGUUAAAGUGCCUAAGGCAGAUUUUCAGCUCAAUAAACUUUUACUUUCCCCAAUAAA